CUUCUAUUCUUGUGCCACGCCACACCACCAGAAGUGGAUCACUCCAGAACAAACAGGUGACACAGACACCUUCUUAUAAGCCAAAAAACAAAAGGGCUUAAAAGCAUCCACUCUUGUGAGUUGAGAGCGAGUUAUGAAAACGUUGGCGAGUCCGAGUUCGAGGGUGCUCUUGGAAAUUUACAGGGACAGAGAGGCUGGCUUGGUGAACAGGGUUGAAGAAGCUUCGUGCUUUUUCAGGCCUCACAAGAAAAAUGGAGACUUUCGGUUCUUGAAUUUGGUGGCGUUUCUGCAACAGAGAAAGCCCAUCAAACCUGUUGUUUGUCUUUCAUCGAAAACCCAGGCAGAAUUGGAGACUACAGAUGCUCAGAUUCAAGAAACAUAUCCAACAAAAACUAUGCAUGUCAAGUUCCAGUUGCAGAAAGAGUGCUCCUUUGGUCAGCAUUUCCUCAUAGUAGGGGAUGAUCCUAUGUUGGGUUUAUGGGACCCUGAGAGAGCAAUACAGAUGGACUGGUCUGAUGGGAAUGUGUGGUCUGUUGAGCUGGAUAUACCUGUUGGGAAAUCAAUCCAGUUCAAGUUCAUACUAAAAGGAAGCGCAGGGAAUAUCUUGUGGCAACCUGGCCCAGAUCGAAUUUUUCAAACCUGGGAAACUGAGAACACAAUCACUGUUUCUGAAGAUUGGGGAGAUGCUGAACUUCAGAAAAUAACAGAAGAAGCACAAGUUUAUAAUCAAAUUGAGGAUUCUAAUAUCAACUCAGAUAUAUUGAUUCCAGAGGAUGACAACUUGACUUUUCCAGAAGAGGAGCCAGUGUUUAAUAUAAACAUGGAGUCGGCCAAUGUUGAUAGUUACACUGAUCCAGCACAGAUACCGUUAGUGGAAUCAUACCAGGAACAAAUUGUUGCUGAUAACAUAUCUGUCUCACAAGAGAAGCCCAAAACUUUUGUUGCUGAGAAUAUAACACCAAAAUGGCCAAAGCAAAUGAUGGAACCAUACGAGGAACAAAUGGUUGCAAGAACUAAUGCCCCAAGUGAGGAUUCAGCAGCCAUCCCAAACGAGAUGCUGGUGGCACAGAACAUUUUUGGAAAUAAUGGCAGAGCUGCAACAGCAGGGAACCUCGCAAGCUCAAACACUGAGGAAAGCCUAAUGAACUAUGAGGAAGAAGGACCUGUUCUGGUACCUGGCUUGAGUCGUGCACCAGCUGUUCCAACUGAAGAAGCAAACAAAGAGGAAGUUGAGAAACCAAUGACCUUUGAUGGCUCGGUUGGAGCUUAUGAAGCUAAGGAACUGAAUAUGCCAGAGCUAGAAGAGAAGCAAGAACCAUACAGGGAAUCACCUCAAGCAGAAACAAUUGAGAUGUUCAAUGAUAAUAUAGAGAAAUUUGAUGAAGAACUCAAGCAAAAGCCUCAACCAGCUGAAAGGGAAAAUCAGUCCAAGCCUGACCUACCCUAUGGCUCACCUCAAACAGAAACAACUGACAUGUUCAACAAUAAUGAAGUGAGUUUUGAUGGUGGACUCGAGCAAAAGCAUCAAACUGCUGAAACUGCAGAACAGUCUGGUUCAGAGCAAAUCCAUGAUGUCUGGCACAGUGACAUGCAAUGGGGUCGUAAAAUACUGCAGAAACUUCUGAUUACUUUCAGAUUGCCUUAGUAUAAAUCUCUGGAAUUCAUGUGAGCCUGUGACUCCUGAUUUGUUGCUUAAGUUUUGUGGAGGCCAUCAGAGAGAGUUGGAGAAGGCCUUUUUUAACAAUUUAUGUAAUAGUAUGUACAUAUCGACUUUGUGCCUGUUUUGUAAUAGUGCUCAGGUUUUUUAUUCUUAGGUUUGUCAUGUGCAUACCAGGAAAUCUGACUGUUUCCCAAUUAGAGCCGAGUAUUUUAUAUUUCUGCCAUGAACACAGAUUGAUGUGUGGAAUGAGGAUUUAUACCAAAUGUAGGAUUUUGCCA
Messenger RNA from Rosa chinensis, 1938 nucleotides. RefSeq lists its product as uncharacterized. NCBI's taxonomy places the organism in Eukaryota, Viridiplantae, Streptophyta, Magnoliopsida, Rosales, Rosaceae. Gene Ontology annotation, molecular function: starch binding. The coding region runs from base 134 to 1645 and encodes 503 amino acids. The record is from RefSeq and is a predicted model, not a curated record. Gene Ontology annotation, cellular component: membrane. The transcript has 5 exons.